Lolium perenne is the source of this 1394-nucleotide messenger RNA. Lineage: Eukaryota; Viridiplantae; Streptophyta; Magnoliopsida; Poales; Poaceae. The record is from RefSeq and is a predicted model, not a curated record.
AUGGCUUGGGCUCUCCGGACAGAUGAAAGGCCUAAUCCGAAUGAAAACGAGGAACCGGGCCACGACUAUGCCAGGUCGAACCGAACCGUCCAACCAAUUCCCCCGCGCUCCAUCCUCCUCCUCAUCCCUAGCCAUGGCAGGCUAGGGUUUCCGCCGCCCGCCGCCCGCCGCCGCCACGUUCUCCGCCGCCAGCGCCCGAGCUCGCCUCCCUUCUCCGUUCCCGGCCUCGUCCGACCCCCGUCGUGGGUGGUGCUCUUCGUCCUCCACCUGCCGCCCCGCCCGCCAGACACCGGCCCCGCCGCCAUCGGCCGCCCUCGCCGCCAAGCACUCGGCGUGCUGCCGGCGCUCGCCUCGCGAGCCCUCCUCCGUCGCUCUGUUCCCGUCGUCCUCCACCUGCCGCCGACCGUCUUGUUCCCCACCCCUGCCGCCGGCCGCCUUUGGAGAUCCUCUCGCGCCUCCCCGCCAGGUCCGUCCAGCGCUUCAAGUGCGUGUGAGCGUGUCCCCUUGCUGGCGCGACGCCGCGACCUCAUCGCGGACCCGGGUAACCGCAGGAAGCUCCCGCAGACCCUCGCCGGGUUCCUCUACGACACCUACCACAGGGUGAACCCCGACGUGCGCGAGUUCCACUUCGCGAGCGUCUCCGCCACCGCCGCCGCCGGCGCGGCCCAGGCGGUGGACCCGUCCCUCCCGUUCCUGCCACGGGACGAGCACCACCGGUACGUGGCCCAUGUGGACACCUGCAACGGCCUCCUCUGCCUCGCCCACAUGGCCUCUGCUUCUUCUCCGUCCUCCACGGACGACGACGAGGACAUGGUCGAGUCCCAUUACGUGGUGUGCAACCCUGCCACGGCGAUGUGGGUCGACCUGCCCCCUCACCCCAAGGUGUCGUCAGCUCUCGUGAUGGCUCGGUUGGCUUUUGAUCCGGCAGUCUCGUCUCAUUUCCACGUUCUUCAGUUUGCCAAGACCGACCAGGAGGAGUACGUCAGAGGAGUGGACAUAUACUCAUCGCGGACGGGAGCCUGGAAUCAUAGAGAAACCACCGGGUCCGUCGAGAAAUUCAACCUCUACUUUGGCGUUACGAGCGUCUUCUUUCGUGGUAUGCUGCACUUGCUAGGUUGGCUGCACCCCAUGAACGUCGAAGCAGGAUGCUGUGCUGGUAGCAGUGGACAUGGAGGGGCAGGUGUGGAAGACUAUACGUGUGCCGUCACGCGGUAUACGUUUCGGCAAGAUUGGAUUGUCGCAGGGGUGCUUGCACUAUGCAACCACACCCGUCGGUGAUGUCGGCAGGAAUACCGUGAUAGCAUCGGUCUGGUACAUGAAGGAUUAUGCUAGCAAAGAAUGGGUCUUGAAGCAUACUCUCUGCAAGGAUGAGUUGCUGCGGGGCAUAACUGCGG